UAUAAUUUUCCUAUAUUGUGCAUUAAAUUUUAUACCAACCGAUAGUAUAUCUACACAUUAUUAAUACUACUGCUUAAUCCUAAACUAUCUUCUGUAGCUGCUUGUUAAUUACCUUUACAUGACUGAACAAACAAUUUGACAUAAUUGGCCUGGUAAGAUGGCUGGAGUGUCUUGAAUUUGCAGUUUCUUUAAUCUAACAAGUCCAUUUGUUCACUUGCAGGUGUGAAGUGCUACUGAUUUGGCCAAGCAUGUAGCGGGAAAGAGACAUACGACCGAACAUAGUUACUGGUUACGAAUGUGAUACACACUGUCAAUUUUCAGGACAAAAAGUCUUGUAUAAUUUUUUUUCAGAAUUUGUCUGGCCGGUUCCUGUAUCACAACAAAACAAAAUUUCAAUACGUAAAACAGACGGGGACAAAGGGAUGGCUGCAACACCAAGAUAAAUAUAAUCUCCAACCCCAAACCCUUACUUUGUACACAUUUGCAGAGGCUGCCUGAUGAUUAAACUAACCGUCUGGAAUGUAAAGCUUCGAUGGUUCCAACAGCUAGAAUCGGUGAGCCUCUUGCAUUCACAUGGAAUGGGUGGAGAACAAGAUGAUAAUGAUAUGUCCCCUGCAUGUCCAAAAUAUAGCACUGCAUCAUCACCAAGUAGCAUGUACCCCCACUAUGGCUGCCAACCCAGAGUUGCUGGGUGUCGUCGAUUCUAUGCCACUUCCGUCCGUCUUCCUCGACCUUCAAUCGACGACCCAUCGUGACUCAAAGCAGAGGCAGGAUGACCUGUCCAUUUCAUACAUCUCUCGCAUGCUCAUGGAGGAUGACAUCAUCGACACGUUCUCCUACCAGUACCCUGACCACCCAAAGCUCCUACAGGCCGAGCAACCCUUCGCCAAGAUCCUCUCCGCCGCUGCCAGCACCACAUUCAACGCCGAGGAGUCCUCGGCACCAGAUGCGCUCACGACUGCCUUGCUGCCCAGCAAAGUACAGGAUCCAGCAUUCUCCUCAAAUGGCACAGGCACAGUGGAGCCCGCGUUUCCCGUCAAGAGCAGCACUGGCAUGAACAAGAUGUCCAGUAUGACAUUCUUCGAAGGCAUGGCGGAAAACAAGAUGUUCUUGCCUAGGGACAAUGUGAUGGUGCAGAGUAGGGGGUGCAAGAACAAGUUUGACAUGAAAGGUGACACGGAGCCAGGCAUCGGUAGGAGCAGCAAGCAAAUAGCGGUGCUGGUGCAUACUGACUCGGAGGAGGAGGUAGAGCUCAAGAAGAGGUUGGACCGGCUCAUCCUCGAUGGCUAUGACAGGUACCCCGGCGAGAUGCAGGAGGUACUAAUCAGUCUAGACAAGGAGAACAAGGUAGCACAGAAGAGCAGCCGCAUGUGUGGGAGGCGCGGUGUGACACAGACGGUGGGGACUGAUCUAGAAACGCUGCUGAUCCGCUGUGCGGAAGCAGUGGCCAGACAUGACCGGCGCAGCGCGAGUGAGGUGCUGGAGCGGAUCAAGCGGUACUCCUCACUGACGGGAGAUGCUAGGCAGCGGCUGGCACAUUACUUAGCCCAGGGGCUGGAGGCACGGCUGGCCGGUACAGGGAGUCAAUUUUACCGUUCACUCAUUGGGACACGCACCUCCACUAUGGAGCUUGUGAAGGCCUACCAUCUGUACAACACCACCUUCUGCUUCUUUAAGGUGGCAUUUUUCUUUUCCAACAAGACCAUCUACAAAGCUGUUGCUGGCAGGAAGAAACUGCACAUUGUGCAUUACGGCAGCAACAUCGGAUUGCAGUGGCCGGACUUGAUCCGGUGGCUGGCGGACAGGGAGGGAGGACCACCAGAGGUGAGGAUGACCAGCAUCAACAGGCCUGAGCCUGGAUUCCGCCCGUCUGAGCAAAUUGAGGAGACGGGGGACCGGCUCAGGAACUAUGCAAGCAAGUUCGGUGUGUCAAUCAAUUUCCAUGCCAUCACAGCCCAGCCAGAGGCUGUUCGGGCAGAGGACAUCCACAUCGACCCUGAUGAGGUGCUUGUCGUGAACAGCCUAUUCCAGUUCAAGACCUUGAUGGACGAAAGCCUCACCUUUGACAGGGUAAGUCCGAGGGACAUGGUGCUCAACACUAUCAGGAAGAUGAAGCCGUCUGUGUUCGUCCACGCUGUCAGCAAUGGGUCAUACAGUGCGGCGUUAUUCAUGACGCGGUUCCGCCAUGCGUUGUACAACUUCACAGCAUUUUUUGAUGUGAUGGAGACCAUGAUUCCACGGAACAACGACAAGAGAUUGCAGGUGGAGCGGGAGCUUUUUGCACGUUCUGUCAUCAACAUAGUCGCCUGCGAAGGUGCAGACAGGGUGGAGCGCCCUCAGAACUAUAGAGAGUGGCAGGCACGGCACCACCGGGCAGGGCUGAGGCAGUUGCCAUUGGACCCUGACAUUGUUCUGAUGCUCAAGGACAAAGUGAAGAAUGAUUACCACAAGCAUUUCAUGAUCAACGAGGAUCACAGGUGGCUUCUGCAGGGGUGGAAAGGCCGGGUGCUCUACGCCCUCUCGACAUGGGUAGCUGAUGAUGCUAGCAGUUCUAACGUGGCAUAGAUUCAACUAUCAAUGGAUCCUUGGGCACAGUUGCUCUGAUUUGUGUAUCUGUAACUGAGUACCACUGUACCAGAAACCAUGUUCGGUUUGUCAAGCUGCACCUGUUUAUUACAACGGCACAGAUGCAACGCUGUCAAGAUUGUACCAUUUGCAA
Molecule: messenger RNA, 2719 nt
Organism: Brachypodium distachyon (stiff brome)
Lineage: Eukaryota; Viridiplantae; Streptophyta; Magnoliopsida; Poales; Poaceae
Product: scarecrow-like protein 14
Exons: 1
Coding region: 574-2565 (663 amino acids)
Biological process (GO): regulation of DNA-templated transcription
Cellular component (GO): nucleus
Molecular function (GO): DNA-binding transcription factor activity; sequence-specific DNA binding
Source: RefSeq, a predicted model, not a curated record